Molecule: messenger RNA, 963 nt
Organism: Penicillium diatomitis
Lineage: Eukaryota; Fungi; Ascomycota; Eurotiomycetes; Eurotiales; Aspergillaceae
Gene: pmp47
Product: putative peroxisomal membrane protein Pmp47
Exons: 3
Coding region: 1-963 (320 amino acids)
Cellular component (GO): peroxisomal membrane
Molecular function (GO): ADP transmembrane transporter activity; ATP transmembrane transporter activity; coenzyme A transmembrane transporter activity
Source: RefSeq, a predicted model, not a curated record
AUGUCUCAAGCUCAGCAACCAGCAAAGCCUGCACCCUCGGCUGCAGUGCAGCAGAGUGACAACAUUGCUCACGCGCUCGCAGGUGCUGGAGGUGGUAUUCUCUCCAUGGUCUUGACAUACCCUCUCAUCACCCUGUCCACGAGAGCACAAGUCGAAUCUAAGCGCGCACACUCGACAACUCUUGACGCUGUCCGACGCAUUAUCGAACGUGAGGGAAUUUCCGGUCUGUACUCUGGGCUGGAAUCCGCCCUGUUCGGAAUCAGUGUCACAAACUUUGUAUACUACUACUGGUAUGAAUGGACCCGCGCAGCCUUCGAGAAGGCUGCCAUCAAGGCCGGUCGCGCCUCCAAGAAGCUCACGACGGUCGAAUCCAUGAUCGCGGGUGCGAUCGCAGGCAGCGCCACCGUGAUGUUGACCAACCCGAUCUGGGUGAUCAACACUCGCAUGACUGCUCGCAAGUCCGAGGCCGAGGAGCAGAGCCUCCCUGGCGGAGCUAAGAAGCCCAAAGCUACGACUUUUAACACCCUGAUGGCUCUCCUGAAGGAUGAGGGUCCCAAGGCUCUGUUCGCCGGUGUGCUGCCGGCUUUGAUCCUGGUGAUCAACCCCAUCCUGCAGUAUACUAUUUUCGAGCAGCUGAAGAACCUGGUCGAGCGUCGGCGUCGGAUGACGCCCAAGGACGCAUUCUACCUGGGUGCUUUGGGCAAGAUUCUUGCCACUAGCAUCACCUACCCUUAUAUCACCGUCAAGAGCCGCAUGCACGUGGCCAGCAAGGAUGGUCCUAAGGAGAGCCUCAACGGCAGCUUGAAGAAAAUCAUUCGCGAGGAAGGAUAUACCGGUCUCUACAAGGGUAUCGGUCCCAAGGUUACCCAGAGUGCGAUCACUGCCGCUUUCCUUUUUGCCUUCAAGGAUGUGCUGUAUGAUGCCAUGAUCUCCGUGCGAAAGGGCCGCUCUAUCCGCAAGUAG